This is a messenger RNA of Mustela erminea (ermine), 1235 nucleotides long. RefSeq names its product F-box protein 6 (gene FBXO6). Gene Ontology annotation, cellular component: SCF ubiquitin ligase complex; cytoplasm; endoplasmic reticulum quality control compartment. Gene Ontology annotation, molecular function: ubiquitin protein ligase activity; protein binding. Lineage: Eukaryota; Metazoa; Chordata; Mammalia; Carnivora; Mustelidae. The record is from RefSeq and is a predicted model, not a curated record. Gene Ontology annotation, biological process: glycoprotein catabolic process; SCF-dependent proteasomal ubiquitin-dependent protein catabolic process.
AGCGCGCGCGUGACACGGGGCGGGGCGGGGCGACAGUGGACAGCGCCGCCGAGGCCGGAGGCUCCAGACCGACGCGGAGGUCCGGUCCCGCCGGGCGUCCCGCCCCGCGUCCAGGCCUGUGGGCAACCCCUGCCUCCCCCGCCUCCCCGCCUCUCCCACCAGCCAUGGCCCUGGUCAGCAUCAACGAGCUGCCCGAGAACAUUCUGCUGGAGGUGUUCACGCACGCGCCUGCCCGCCAACUGCUGCGCUGUCGCCUGGUCUGCAGCCUCUGGAGAGACCUCAUUGACCUGGUGACACUCUGGAAGCGAAAGUGCCUGCGGGAGGGCUUCAUCACUGAGGACUGGGACCAGCCCGUGGCCGACUGGAAGGUCUUCUAUUUCCUGUGCAGCCUCCGCCGGAAUCUCCUGCGGAACCCGUGUGCGGAAGAGGAUCUGACAUCCUGGCAAAUUGACUCCAACGGCGGAGACAAGUGGAAGGUAGAGCGCCUCCCUGGAGACCAUGGCACAGAUUUUCCAGACUCCAAAGUCAAGAAGUACUUUGUCACAUCUUUUGGGAUGUGCCUCAAGUCCCAGCUGGUGGACCUCAAGGCCGAGGGCUACUGGGAGGAUCUGCUAGACACAUUCCGGCCUGAAAUCGAGGUUAAGGACUGGUUCGCCGCCAGAGCCGACUGUGGCUGCACGUACCACAUCCGAGUGCAGCUGGUCUCAGAAAACUACAUCGUCCUGGCCUCCUUCGAGCCCCCGCCUGUGACCAUUGAUCAGUGGAACAGUGCCGAGUGGACAGAGGUGUCCCACACUUUCUCGGAUUACCCGUCAGGGGUCCGCCACAUCCUCUUCCAGCACGGGGGCAAGGACACCCAGUUCUGGGCAGGCUGGUAUGGGCCCCGUGUCACCAACAGCAGCAUCAUCAUCACCCCUAAGAUGACCAGGGACCGGGGCCCCUCCACGGCUCAGCCUGAGACCCUGCAGGGGCAGGAGAAGGCUGCCCACCUGCCCUCCUCACUUCAUCUGCACGGGCCCUUCUGACAGUCUGACGUUCGCUGGCGUUCAGCCAUCCUCUCUCUGGGCCGCUCGACUUCCGGAGGUCCCCUCCAGCGGAGCCUGUAGUGGGCAGUGAGGGCCCCUACCCUGGGAGCCCCUACCCCAGUUCCAACCUUGGGCAAACCCAGCAAUUUGUGGCAACUCCCUGUCAUAUACUCUGACAUUUCCUGACAAUAAAUACUUUCAGUAAAACCA